Messenger RNA from Symbiodinium necroappetens, 5289 nucleotides. NCBI's taxonomy places the organism in Eukaryota, Dinophyceae, Suessiales, Symbiodiniaceae. The record is from the annotation of a GenBank genome assembly.
AUGGGCUGCGGUGCAUCUGCGAGCCAGGCUGUCUGGCCAAAGCGAGUUGGAAAGCGCGCAUCGCAUCAGUAUCCGGAUGCAGAUCCAGAGCUGCAAGCUUUGUUGGACAAGCAUGGUUUGUCCACUCAAAUGGAAUCCUUACAGCGACUGGGUGUGACCAGACCUGGUCACAUCACAGAUUUGUUGGUGACCGACUUGGAGGAGGCAGGCUUGUCGCGGGUUCAGAUCCGGCAGCUUCAACGAGAUGUGGCCCGAGUGCCAGCAGCCUCCACCAGUUCCGAGUCGCCCGAGGUCUCACCGUGUGGAAUUCAACGUCCAAGAUUCGAUGAUGUCGCCGCGCCUCCUAAGGAGUCGGCGGCAAGCCAUGACGGAGAACAACCUUGCUCAGCAGCCAUGGUUUCGGAAAGGUCUCCAGCAGAGCCUUCGCAGCCGUUCCGGCAGCUGAAGUCUUCGAUUUGCGGAGAUUGCCCGGAAACGGAGCUUGAGAAAAUCCCAGGCUUGGACGCAAGCGCUGUGGAGCAGAGCAAACCUUGGAGCGCGGAUGGCGAUGAUCGGAUGGGGAGAAAUGUGGGCCAGGCAGCUCCGAAGGAGAAAACGCCCACCCACCAGUCUUGUGGCAAGCCACCCUUGUACAAAAACACUGCCCCAAACCCGCAGUCACCUUCGGUCAGCCCGGAGCAGCAUUUCUCACCAGCGACGGCUGCCACUGCCUCCAGACCGGACUCCCGUGAAACACAAGGGACACCCUCACUUCCCCACAGCAUCGGAGAUGACGAAGAGGUCGUGCCUCACGACAGCGUCGGCGAUGUCGAGACUGCCGAGCUGACGGACUUGGAGUUUGACGUCACUCUUUUGCCGGAGGUGGCGUCGUCGUCGCUGAAGCAGAGCCUUGUCCAAGAUGCCUUUGCCCCAGCGUCGCCGGCAAUGGCACCACCGGUGAGGCCGCAGGCGUUUGGAGCUGGACCGCAGCCGCAGGUCAACCGCGAUGCUUUAGCUCCCAAGUUGCCAGUGGCACUGCGAGAGCGCCUCGCAGCAAGGGAGGAAGGGUUGCGUGAGAAGCGCCAGAAUCGCCAGUCCGAGCGAUCCGACGAGCCGAUGGAAAGGCCUGGCCCCAGGACGCGCAGCCCUCCUGGGCGGCUUCGCAGUGCCUCCGAAGGCCCUUCGGUGCAGAGGGCACAGGCCAGAGGAAGGCCCGCCUCCGUUGGCGCAGCGGGGAGGCAGAUGUUUGACAAGAAUGAGCUGCGUGCUUUUCAUCGAGACCUCUUCAUGGAGGCAAUCGACAAGUACCAGGCGAAGAUUCCCACGUCUGUCCAAGAGCCAGUGGAGGGAAUGUUGCUUCCAACUGGUCAGAGCCAAAGCUCCGCAAAAGCGAAACCAGUUCAGGUUUAUGCGCGGAAGCGGCCUUUGUUUAGUGAGGAGGUCGCUAAGCGCAAUGAUUUCGACGUUCUGCACAUCAUCCCCGGCCCUGGGACGCCAUCACAGCUGGUUCUUCACAACUGCUUGUUCCAAGCGGAUCUCCGUACCCCCAUGGUGCACCACUUGCGCUUUGCCUUUGACCAGGUCUUCUCGCAAUCGGCAGAGGAUGAAGAAGUAUACAAAGUCUGUGCCGCGAAUCUCGUAUCUGCAGCUCGUAGGGGGCAGGCCAGCACUGUGUUGAUGUUUGGCCAGACUGGAAGCGGCAAGACGCACACCAUGAGAGCCAUCGAGACGCUAGCAGCAGAGGAUUUAUUCCGUGGAGAAUCGAAGCUUUCGAUCGGCUUUGUGGAGCUUCGGGGCUCGCGCUGCUUCGAUUUACAGGUUCCAAACUUGCCCGAGCUGAAGCUUCGCGAGGUGCGCGAGGCAGCUGGAAAUUUCUUUGUAGCCGAAGGCGCUGCUGAGAUCUUUCCAGAGAACGUCGAGGCAGCCUGUGCCGCACUUCAGGCCGCCAGGCAGCGCAGGGCCACCUUCGUCACUCAAGCAAACGACGAGAGUUCUCGAAGCCAUGCCGUCUGCACUAUAAGAAUACUGGAUACAGGCGGAUGCCUGACUCUGGUGGACUGUGCUGGAACGGAGCGGCGGAAGGACUCUGCAAAUCAUUGUCGUGAGCGACAACACGAAGGAGCCGAAAUCAAUGCGUCCCUCUACGCACUGAAAGAGUGCAUUCGGUUUAUGUCUGCCAGGCAGCGCAUUCCACCGCAUGCCUUCCGAGCUUCAGCGCUCACAAAGCUGCUUGCACGAUGUUUGUCUCGCUUGAAUACGUCUUUCCUUUCCGUCAUCUGUACCCUGGCUCCGGCUGCAUCAGACACCGAACACACGCUUUCCACGUUGCGAACGGGUGCAGCUCUGAGAGUGAAAGCUGCCUGUGGGACGGAGCGGGAAGUCCUCCCAAGUGUCUCAGUGAAGAAUCGAGAUCUGCAUCCUCGGCAAUGGUCUCCGCAUGAAGUUCGCAAUUGGCUCUGUCAGGUCGAGAACGGCAUUUUUUCUGACGUGUGCGCAGCACUCCCAGCGGAGUUCACCGGCCAGAUGCUUGUGCGUCUGACGGAAGCCCACUGUGCGCGGCUUUGUGGCUCUCCAGUCCGAGGCCAGCUGCUCUUCGAGCUGCUGCAUGAGUCCAUGCGAAAUUCAAAGCUGAAUAGCAGUUGGCAAGCAGCAGCCCUGAAGCAGUGCCACGUGUUCGAAAUGCCGUGUUCGUCGUCAAGACCAACCUGCUCUGCGCGAAGUUUAUGCUGGAUCUUUGUCGUGCUGCUUGGAGCUGGGCCACGCGUCGCAGGCGAGUUAGCCUGUGGAGAUGGUGCUUGUGCAGCUCCAGAGGACCCAGAUGCUUCGACGCUGGUGCAGCUAGAGCAUGCGUCCUCGCGAGCGGUCAUGUCGGGUCUUGGCCUGCAGGCUGGUGCCCGGGUCACAAGCCCAACCCUGACACUGGCAGACUUUCAGAAGGAAUCAGCGAGCUGUUACGAACGAGGCCCAGAGCCCGAGCACAGUUGGGCGGUCGUUGACUCCCAUUUGCAUGCACGCCCUUUUGGUGGGCCGCCAGUUCCAUUUGCGGAUCUGCUGGGGAGAUUGAGGAGGGCGGGCAUCCUCUUCACAACACUCUAUGGCAUUGGCCAACGUCUGCCAAUAGAUUCUGCAUGUACUUACUACUUGGACUGUCCAGGAGUGAAUAUAACACCGAGCAUGAAGAAUGAUUUUUUCAAUGCACAAAGCGUGCUCGACAAUGCCAAGAUCCUCAGUGAUAGCCCCGUCGGCCCUGUGAUUACCCUCUCUAUGUCGUUCUUCGACCUCCACAACGUAGACGAAAUUCUGUACAAGAUGAAGCUCCUCCAAGGGGAGUUUCCAUCAAUGUUCAAGUGGGUCGGCGAGAUCAACUUGGUAAAGCAGGCUCUGUGGCCGAACAACCAAGGCCUGCCUGUGCCCCUCGAGUCGAUCAAGACAUGGGGCCCGUUCAUGGCAGAGCUUCGCAAACAGGACAUCCCCCUGUCAUUGCACGCAGACUUGGGAGAUGACACAGAUGGUCAGAAGUUUUUGCCUUUGAUGGACGAAGUACUGAGACUUUACCCGAAAAACAAGAUUAUUUGGAUGCACCUUGCCGGGCUUUCCCGCCAGCUGGAUCCUAAGCUCUCUGCCUCACUCCUCCAGCGGCCGACAUCCAUUGAGGAUCAUGUGGAGCUCAUCGAAAGCAGGCUGAAGAAGUUUCCGAAGCUUAUGAUCGACCUUUCCUGGGAUGUUCUUUACGACGAGAUCUACAAUUCUGCAGCCGAGGAGAAGCCUUACAUCAAACUAAUCAAUGACUUUCCGACGCGCUUUUUAAGUGGAUCGGAUCAUGUGGCAGCUGCUGUCAAGACAGAGGAGGUGUACAGGCAGGAACUCAACAAAACCAGCGAGAUUUAUCGGCACUUGAGCGACGAUGCAUUUCGUCGCAUUGCUCUUGGUCAGAAUUUCUUUGAUGUGGCAGGAUUGGGGUACACCGCCCCGAAGAUCUGCGAGAGCAGGGCAAAGGCAGCACUUCCUGCGCAGCAAGCAGCACGGAAACAGGCGAAACAGGCGGCGCCUUUGAAGCACGCCGACAAGCAGCAGGCGCAGGUGAAAGGCAAGGAAGCCCAACACUCCGACCACGUCAAGCAGGUUCAGCGAGCUGAAAAAGUGAGGUUGUUGCAGACAUCUCCGUCUGUGUCCCUGCAAGAUUUCACGGAACACUCCACAACCUGCUACGACCGAGUCGCGACCGACGAGUGGCCAGUUGUUGACGCACAUCUACAUGCACGGCCUUUCGGGGGUCCGCCUGUUCCUUUCGACCAGUUGAUCGAGAGGCUAAGGCGUGCCGGCAUCCUCUUCGCCAACCUUUAUGGCAUCGGCCAGCGCCUUCCGAUAUCGUCUAAUUGCACCUACUACCUCGACUGUCCGGGUACCCCGAUUCGGCCGAGUUUGAAGAACGACUUCUUCAAUGCUCAAAGUAUCCUGGACAACUACCACACGCUCUCGUCGAACCCGCUUGGGCCUGUGCUCACACCGUCCAUAUCUUUCUUCGACUUGCAUGCAGAUGCCGAGGACAACCUAAAGAAGCUGAAACUGCUUCAGCAGGAGUUUCCGGGCAUGUUCCGCUGGGCUGGUGAGAUAAACGUCGUGAAGCAGGCGCUUUGGAAGAACGACCAAGGCCUCCCCGUCGAUGUGAGUUCUAUCAAGUCGUGGAAGCCUCUUAUGGAUGAGUUGCAGAGACAAGACAUCCCGAUGGCACUCCACAGUGAUUUGGGGAACCAGUCCAAUGGGCUCAUGUUCCUGAACUUGAUGGACGAGAUCCUCAAGUGGUACCCAAAGAACAAGAUCGUGUGGGUCCACAUGGCGGGCCUGUCAAAGCAGCUUGACCCAAAGCUUGCACUGAUCCAGUUGCCACUGAUGGCCCCGCUGACCAUUCAGCACCAUGUGCAGCUCAUUGAAGACCGCUUAGAAAAACAUCCGAACCUGUUCAUCGACUUAUCUUGGGAUGUUCUCUACGACGAAAUCUACGACAACUCCUCGGAGGAACGGCGGUACGUCGAUCUGCUGAAUGCCUACCCCACCAGGUUUUUGAGCGGCACCGACCACGUGGCAGCAGCUUCUAAGCCGGAAGCUGCGUAUCGAGACGAGCUGGCCAAGACGAGCGUGAUCUACCGCGAGCUCACUGAUGAAGCCUUCAGGAACACAGCACUUGGAGGGACUUACUUUCGACUUGCACAUCUGCCGUAUCGACCGCCACCCAUUUGUGGCCUGGCUGCAAGUGCAGUACCUGGACUGCUCGUGGCCAUGGCGCUUCUGCAGGCAGCUACCUGGUUCUGA